Messenger RNA from Odontomachus brunneus, 2282 nucleotides. It is a transcript of the gene Lapsyn, whose product is annotated as toll-like receptor 2. The transcript is spliced from 4 exons. Gene Ontology annotation, molecular function: protein binding. Lineage: Eukaryota; Metazoa; Arthropoda; Insecta; Hymenoptera; Formicidae. The record is from RefSeq and is a predicted model, not a curated record. Gene Ontology annotation, cellular component: extracellular matrix. The coding region runs from base 805 to 1914 and encodes 369 amino acids.
GUCGGGGCAAGUUCAGUUGGGUGGACGUUCGCUUCUACUCGCCGUUAGUGUCGCCUCGUAUCGACCUGUGGAUCAAGUCAUCGGCAGGAUCGGAAUCGUGUCAGUUGACAAGUCCUCUUUUUCUCCUCUCGCUCCCCGCGUCUCUGCGAAGAUUGGCGAAGAUCGAGAGAGAAACUGUGUGAGAGUCGAUCGUGCGCUUGGAAGGUCGCGAUCGAGAGGCUGAUCGCUGAGCGUCAGUCUCGCGCGAGAUCCCGUCGAGGCGUGUUUACGUAUAACACGGGCGAGACGUUUCUUCGCGGAUCGUUUCUCGGAGCCAUUAAUCUCGCAAACUGUCAGUUGGAAGUGUAGCAGUGGUAGCGGCGGCGGCGGCGGCGGCGGUGGUUUAACCUCCUCUCCCUUCGGAAUCACCGGUUCAGGAAGAGGGACCCCAAACUACAGGACGAUUCACCGUUCGGUGGCGCGCGUGACGCACGCUCCUGCUCGUUCGCUCGCUCGCUCGCUCGUCCGCUCGCUCAUUCCACCAGGAAAGGUCUCAGUGACGACAACGGCAUUCUAAGGGCUCCGUUCUCUCAUCUCACCUCACCGGUGAUUUGUUGGCGCGUGUGUGCGCGCGUGAUACCGCGAAGCGACGGUAUGUGAGAAAUCGCGCGCGCGCGCGAAAUCGUAUACAGACUCCACGGCAGCCUGUAGCUCGACAGCUGUUAUUCACGUAAGGGAAAAGCGAGCGAUCGAGCGAAGCAGUCAGCCAGCCAGCCAGCCAGCCAGUCAGACCGUUGUUUCGGGUCCCAGCGACGACAUCGAACCAUGCGGCCCUUUGGGAUUUCUUGGGAACGAUGGCCCGGCAGCAGAAUAGAUAUGAGCAUCUUUUUCUUUAAUGGUUUGCUGCUACUGGGCUUCGUCGUAGCCACCGUGCCAGAUGUCAUGGUGCAGGGUUUUCCAGGUCCCACACAAAACAUGGAACCAAUCAUAAAGAAAUGUCGUUACAACAGGAAUUUCGCGUUGCUAGAGGCGCGUUGCAGCACUCUGGAGUUGUCGGAGAUCCCGACAACUUUGAAAACGGACAUACAGGUGUUGGAUGCCACGGUGAACCGACUGAGAGAGUUGACUAACGAGAGUCUAUUGCCCUACAAGAGUCUGUCCUACAUCUACCUGGCUGACAACUUUAUUCAAAAUGUUGAGGAAGCAGCGUUUGCAAGACAACAUUAUUUGGAGGUGCUGGACCUCACGAAGAACGGUUGCGACAAUCUGCCCAAGAGCCUGUUUCAACUGCCGUACCUCAGGAUACUCUAUCUCGAUUACAACAAACUCACCGACUCGGUAUUCAAAGUAUCGGUGAGCUCGCCCCUCAUCGCACUGCACCUGACUAAGAACAAGCUCACCAAGAUUCCGGAUAUGAACUUGCUGCCGACUCUCACGCAUCUCAAUGUGUCCGACAACGCGAUCGUCUCCGUCAACAGCGAGGACCUGGCGCCGUUCUGCUCGCUCAAGGUGCUCGAUCUGUCGAAAAACCCGAUCAGAUUCAGAGGCAAGAGCUGCGAGUGUUGGACGCUCAACGCUUGGCUGAAGCUACGGCAAAUCAAGUUGAUUCCGGAGUCGUUCAAUUGCAACGACUGGUCGGAUGAAAAAGCCAAGCAAUGCGCCAACGCGGAAAUCAGCAAUCGGACGUAUGAGCUGUACGACAAGUGCACAGAGGUCAUACAGCUCAAGAUGGAGACCGAGAAGGCUCGCUCGUUGUGGAUUAUGGUAGUCUCGUGCGUCUCGGUGUUCAUCGUUUGCGUCUUCGUCGCGUUGUUCUGCGUCCACAAGAGAAACCGUAGACGGCGCAGGAAGCAGAAGGAACAGCAGCAGCAACUCGCGGUAAACAAUGCCAACACGGAGCUGCUCAACAGUAACCUCACGCCGAGUAAUUCGUGAAGCGAUCGCUUCAAAGAGACCGUACAACUAAAAGGAGUAUAGGUAGCUUAUUGUAAGGAAUCUCGCGUGUGUGAAUGCUGACGUUACCAAUUUCGCGCCGAGAGAAGAACAUUAGACGUUGUCAGGUUUUGACGAAUGAAAAUUCACGUGACCCUCCGAGAGACCUGUUGCUGUUUAUUAAGAGUUUAAUCACGGAUCGAUAUCGACGGAUACGUGCCUAAUCGUUUCUAUCCGAUUAUCGAUGCAUCGCGACGGCAUGACUGCCAUUUCCAACAAUGUUAUACAAUUUUGCAGAACAAAACUGAUAUAUAUAUAUAUAUAUAUAUAUAUAUAUAUAUAUAUAUAUAUAUAUAUAUAUAUAUAUAUAU